Messenger RNA from Zychaea mexicana, 360 nucleotides. RefSeq lists its product as uncharacterized. The record is from RefSeq and is a predicted model, not a curated record. The transcript is spliced from 3 exons. Bases 1 to 360 code for a protein of 119 amino acids. NCBI's taxonomy places the organism in Eukaryota, Fungi, Mucoromycota, Mucoromycetes, Mucorales, Lichtheimiaceae.
AUGGACAAGUCUACACAGCCCAAGAACCCAAUGACGAAGGGAGACGCAUCCCGUAUCCAAUCGCACGCUGAUCGCACACAAACGAAUCAAGACUUCAAGGCGCGUGCACAAUCUACGGCCGAUACCCGACUUUUAUUUGGUUACUUCCGCGAAGCUGACUAUGAGGCCAUGCAAGAACGCGUUGAUGGGAUUGUGUUGCCGCAUGGAAAGUGCAAAAUACAGCGCAAGUUCGAUUUGAUGAAGGCUGAGGACUGGAAGACAUGGACACUCGUCUACUCCGCAUUUGUCCUCAAAUCUAUCCUGCCUCCUGCUCACAUGGCGAAUAGGAUGUUUUUCGUCGCUGCAUGGCACCUUGUCUAA